CAGACAGACACAACUCAAUUUCCUCUUGCAGCUUCCAUAGACAACGGCAACACCAGAGUGUUUUAAACAGCCAGUGCAGGCGACAGAGAAAGGGAGUUGCCUACUUGCAGAGGUCAGGCAGGCAGGCAGAAGGGAAGCCUGUGGAUGUUUUUAAGAGUUUGCUUAUCUGACACUGACAACAGGAUGAGCAGCUGAGCCAGGCAGCAGAGAGGGGAGGAGAACAUGGAGAGAGCAGCAUUACGUUCAGCACAUUUACAUAGGAGACAUAGAAGAGACAGACACUGGUUACCUUGAGAGAGGUGAAAAGAGAGAAGAGGUAAUCAGUCCAAAUUGCCAACUCUGUCUAAAGGAGCCGGAGCGAGAGCCGAGGGAUCGUAACACUGGAGCUCAAGGAUAAACCAUGGACUCUGCAUACAUCCCACCACACCUGGAUGUCCACCAUGUUCCCUGCUAACCUCCUGCUCCUCAUGGUACUGCUGCUACCUCAAGCCUCGUCUGGUCGGCAGGGUGGAGACACCAGCAAGAUCGACCAUGGCCAGGUGUCCACUGUGCCUUCCUCCAGGCAGCCCCCUCCAGCUGGUGCCCUCCCCCUGGAGCCCAGUGUGGCUCAGACCAUCCAGAACCUCCUCCUGAGCCGACUGGGCCUGCAGUCGCAGCCCGACCCCCGACCUGGAGUGGCGGUGCCCGGGUACCUCCUGGAUCUCUACCGCUUCCACCAGCAGCAGUACCACCUGGUGGAGGACCCUUCGUUUAGCUUCCCCAGCCAUCACAUCCAGCAGGCCAACACAGUACGCAGCUUUCACCACAACGAGCCACUUGUAGAAAGUCCUGAGGAUCGUCAGAAGGUGCACAUCGCCUUCAAUGUCUCCUCCAUCCCUAACGAUGAGAGGGUGCUGUCCGCUGAGCUUCGGCUCCUCCGCCGUGACAGAGCUUCCCUGGGUCCUGGUGCCCACAGACUAAACCUAUACCUCACUGAGCACCCUGAGGACCCUAAGCCCACCCUGCUAGAAACAAGGGUACUGACCAUUGGCCUCCACAAUCAUAAAGCAAGUGGUUUCUGGGAGGCUUUUAGUCUAAGUGCAGAGCUCCUCCAUAGGGCCCUUGCUGGGACUGGCAGUCUGAGCUUGCUCCUUGAGGUCAGACCUGAGAACAGCACCUCCUCGCUCCCUGAACAGAGCCUCUCCUCUGCUACAGGAGAGGAGGAGAGACACAAACAGGGACACUUGAGGGUGGGCAGGUCCGUGGGUCAGGACGAGCACAGCUGGGCCAAGGAGAGACCCCUCUUGGUGACUUACAGUCAUGACGGGCGUGGAGAGGCCUUAGUCAAACAUAGCAGGAGGACCCCCAGUGGAGGCCAGAGGAGAGGGAGAAAAGGAACAAAAGAGAGGACCAGGAGCAGCAACAAGGGCCGCAAUAGAGACCAAGCUUCGGGAAAGACCAAAAAAACGGCGUAUACAAUGCCCGGUUGGGGAGGAGACAAAGGAGGGGGCAGUUGGAGCGAUAAUGGAAGGGUGAAGAGAAAUGGUGGUCGUGCCGCAAAACUGAAACGUCUUUCCCGCAACAGAUGCCGCCGUCAUCCUCUCUAUGUAGAUUUCAAUGAUGUAGGCUGGCACAAGUGGAUCAUUGCACCCAGCGGAUACGACGCCUUCUUCUGCCUGGGAGAGUGUCGCUUUCCUCUGGCCGACCACAUGAACUCCUCCAGCCACGCCAUGGUGCAAACGUUGGUGAACUCUGUGAAUGGAGCCGUGCCCCGGGCCUGCUGCGUCCCCACCACCCUCAGCCCCAUCGCCCUGCUCUACCUAGACCCUCAAGACCGAGUGGUGUUGAAGAAUUACCAGGACAUGGUGGUGGAGGGCUGCGGCUGCCGGUAGUGGGCUAGAGAAUUCACCCAGAGAAAGCAUGAGGUGGAUGGUGAAACAUCGAGGGAAUAUGAGGAAGACAGAAACAUGAAAAUAACUGCAAACAGACAGUGGUAGAGACAACGGUAACAAUGUCAAAUGUAAGGGUGAAGAGGAGGGAGAUGGAUAAAGCAACUAAAUAUUUAUCAUCAGGAGGAGAAAAAAAAGGGCAAGCCUUUGAAAGAAAAAUAAAAUAAGAGGGUCAGACAUAUAAAAAAAGAAGGGAAAAAGAGUGAGAGAAAAAGACAAGAAGAUGGUUGAACAACAAGGUAGAAAUUGUGGUCAACAAGGAUAAACUGCCAGGAAUUACUUUUCACUUUUUCCCAUUUCGCGAUGCAGCUAUUCACACCAUCAUCAAGAGCUGGCGUUUUAAAAUCAGAUGAUGUCUAUUCUAUACCUCAGUGUUUGCCACUCAUCUCACUCUCAUGUGUUUAGCAGCCAAAACGGUGAACAUUCAAAGCAGGCAGUCAUAGACACACAGUGUGAGCUCUGGAGCAGAAUCCUGUAACUUCCUCAUGGACGAUCAAGAUUAGCAAUACGACGAUGGCACUAGCAUGACAUCUAAACUUUGUGUGACAGUGUUGUUCCUGCAGUAUUUAAACCAAGAUGUAGGGUGCUUCUGUUUUUAUGAACAUUGAUAAAAAAUAAAAGACGGUCCCUUUAGAAGCACCCUUUCAUCACAAGCUAUUUAAAACCACAACAAUAAUGCUAUUGUUUGAAUGUAAUACUAUCACUAUUAUUUAAAAAUACUUUUUUGUACAUUUCCUUUGCAGACAUCAAGAAAAUCCAAGUGAUGGUUGUCUUGUGACUAUAUAUAAUUUUACUGAAUGGCCAUUCUAACUUAAAAGACACGUUAUGUAUUUAAAUAUCAGCAAUAUGUUGUAUUUCAUCUUGAAACUAUUUAAGAUACCUGCACUCAACAGAGCAUACAGCAGGCAGAAAGCCUGCCGUCCACAUGAAGUAAGUUAUGGUAGCUUUACAUCCGUACAAAUAAUAAAUGUAUUGAAUCCACCUCCAACCUUAUCAUUGCACACAUGUUGUUGUCCUACACAUGAUAGCAGACAUAGCUAGUGCUGCCUUUAAAAGUUCAACUAACAAGUCAAUUGAAAGCUGUGUUUAUUGUAGCUACUGAAGUGUGUAACAACAGGUGUAUUUGCUAGUUGUGUCUAAAUGUGUCAUGAAGAAAUAGGACUGAUAUUAAAACUGGGACUUUAGUGCCUUUCAAACAGGGGCUUUAAAAGUGUUCUUUGCUGAGCUUAGUAAUUGUUUUUCAGUGUUGCAUUUUUCUCUCUAAAUGGAAACAUUUAAGCAGCAGCUUGUAAAAUGUUUGACAAUAUACCUCUAA
This is a messenger RNA of Notothenia coriiceps (black rockcod), 3243 nucleotides long. It is a transcript of the gene bmp16, whose product is annotated as bone morphogenetic protein 16. Gene Ontology annotation, molecular function: cytokine activity; growth factor activity. Gene Ontology annotation, cellular component: extracellular region. Bases 432 to 1871 code for a protein of 479 amino acids. The record is from RefSeq and is a predicted model, not a curated record. NCBI's taxonomy places the organism in Eukaryota, Metazoa, Chordata, Actinopteri, Perciformes, Nototheniidae. The transcript has 3 exons.